Messenger RNA from Rattus rattus (black rat), 1919 nucleotides. RefSeq names its product BCL2 antagonist/killer 1 (gene Bak1). Gene Ontology annotation, molecular function: protein homodimerization activity; protein heterodimerization activity. The coding region runs from base 241 to 870 and encodes 209 amino acids. NCBI's taxonomy places the organism in Eukaryota, Metazoa, Chordata, Mammalia, Rodentia, Muridae. The record is from RefSeq and is a predicted model, not a curated record. Gene Ontology annotation, cellular component: mitochondrial outer membrane. Gene Ontology annotation, biological process: intrinsic apoptotic signaling pathway in response to DNA damage; extrinsic apoptotic signaling pathway in absence of ligand; regulation of apoptotic process. The transcript is spliced from 6 exons.
AGCUGCUAGCUCCUCUAUGGUCACAAAGUCGCGAGGUUUCUCGGGCUAAAAGGCGACUCAAGGCGGCAUCCAGCACCAUGAAUUCACUGAUAGCAGUUCCUGCCAGUCAGGCCUGAAACCUUGGCCCCGGGAGCAGCCAGGAGCCCUUCCGGAUCUUUGUCUUCAAACUGCUGAGCCAUUCCACAUCUGGAGCAGUCAGGCAGGUGACAAGUGAGGGUACCCUCCACCAAGACCGGAAAAAUGGCAUCUGGACAGGGACCAGGUCCUCCCAAGGGGGACUGCGAUGAGGCCCUGUCUGCUUCUGAACAGCAAGUUGCCCAGGACACAGAGGAGGUCUUUCGAAGCUACGUUUUUUACCUCCACCAGCAGGAACAAGAGACCCAGGGGGCAGCCGCCCCUGCUAACCCUGAGAUGGACAACUUGUCCCUAGAACCCAACAGUGUCUUGGGUCAGGUGGGUCGGCAGCUUGCUCUCAUCGGAGACGAUAUUAAUCGGCGCUACGACACGGAGUUCCAGAAUUUACUGGAACAGCUUCAGCCCACCGCUGGGAAUGCCUACGAACUCUUCACCAAGAUCGCCUCCAGCCUAUUUAAGAGCGGCAUCAGCUGGGGCCGUGUGGUGGCUCUCCUGGGCUUUGGCUACCGUCUGGCCCUGUAUGUCUACCAGCGUGGUUUGACCGGCUUCCUGGGCCAGGUGACCUGCUUUUUGGCUGAUAUCAUACUACACCAUUACAUUGCCAGAUGGAUUGCACAGAGAGGUGGUUGGGUGGCAGCCCUGAGUUUGCGUAGAGACCCCAUCCUGAGCGUAGUGGUAAUUUUUGGUGUGGUUCUGUUGGGCCAAUUUGUGGUACACAGAUUCUUCAGAUCAUGACUGCCCCGGGAGCUCCAGCCACAUGCCUGCCUGGACUAAACCUCUCCCCAACCCACUCCCCUGCAACAGUCCUCUCCUGCCUCUCAGGGCAAAGAUGCUUUAGCAAAUAGGCACCCCUGCUUUGGAGAGCCACAGCCCGGGGGUCAUGGAGGCAGCAUGACCACUCCAACAUCGCAUGGUGCUACUGAACCCCAUCCUGUCUCAGAGGGGCUGACAGAUGCUCUGGGGGGGGACAAGAGGCUGGGCCACCGCUUCCCAGAAAGUUAGUUUUGGUUUUAUACUCCCCUCUGGAUACAAUCCUCCCUUUUCAUCCGCUCUGCCCAAAGUCAGAACAUUGGGGACCAGUGGCUCUAACCUGCCUUCCCAGCACGCCUGCUACUUUGGAAGGUCGGAAGGGACCUAAGCACAGUCCUGACCCUCCCUACAUAGGACCAGCUGUAGGGGUGUGUGAUCUACCCUGCCCUCCCACCUCAUCUUCCACUAUCCCCUCCUUUAUCCCCCCUCCUUCUCCCCUCCCCUCCCCCGAUCCAUUUUUGCCUUUGCGGCUGGACUCUCAGGGAUUCCGAGCCCAGAGUGAGGGCAGAGGUGAGAGCUCAGACCACAGCUGUCUGAACACGUCCAUCAAGGCCCUCCAAACCCCGAGUGCCUCCCUGACCACUGCUACCAACCUAGUGGGUAAGGGAAGACCCUCACCUUCUCCCCAGUGCCUCCCUGCUGGGGAGGGCGGUCACUCUGACAGGGGAAGGGGUGGGCAUUCAGUGGGAGGUGCUCACGCUAGAGAACUACACCAGCAAAAGCAACUGUGGAUCUGGUUGCAAUGUGACCCCCCCUAAACCUGCGAAUACUUGAACCCCACCUUCACCCAUGCUCCUGUAAUGCCUAGGUCCUCCUCGGGUGGGGUGGGGGGUGUUUUUCUCUGUCUUGCACAACAUAGGGGUGAGAAAAGUCUUGAUUAAGCCAAAUGUAGCAAGGGUGGGGGGAGGCAGAUGGAUUCCCCCACCUCGACCUCUGUGUCUGGAAAUAAACGGUGCAAUGCCCCCAACACCCCA